AUUCAUACUGGAAGUAUUCAAUGGUGAUUGGUUAGUACACUCUGAUUGUCUUUCCUCUGUUGUUUGGGAAUUUUGAAGGGUCUUUGUUCUGCUGUUAACGCAAGAAAUAUCUCCGUCAUCAUCCACAUCUAUUUGUUGGCUGCUCCAUGCUUCGAACACUGGAUUGUACGGCCCUUACAAGCAUUCCUCCACAGUUUUACAUGCCUGAUAUCUUUGGAGCCCAAUUGAGACCAUUAAAGUUGCCACUACUGCAGAGACAAAUUACCUUGGUGAAGCCAUUGGUGGUUGAAGCAAAAGCAAAGGCCAGAGCAAAUACUCGAAAAGAAAGCGCAAAAACUCGAAACAGAAGGAUCCGAAAGAAGUAUGACGGUACACCUGCGAAACCGAGGCUAUCAGUCUUCUGUUCAGCUAAGCAGUUAUAUGCUACGCUGGUAGAUGAUGAGAGGAAGAGAUGCAUAUUUAGUGGAAGCACUUCACAGGAGUCAAUACGCGGGGAUCCUCCAUGUACCACCAUUGAAGCUGCUCGACGUCUUGGUGAAGAGGUUGUCAUGACUUGUGAAGAAUUGGAUAUUAAUGAGAUUUCGUCUUAUGAUCGCAAUGGUUUUGCUCGUGGAGAAAGAAUGCAAGCCUUUGAGAUUGCAAUUUCCGCGUAUGGGUUCUUAGCACGCUAGAUCCCAACUUCUUUGUAGUAUCAAUAUUUCUUCUUGUUGAAUAUUCUGCAGUGCUAUGUAGAGAAGUGUUGACAUUUUAUCAAAGAUCCGUGUGAGCUAUUGACUUGUUUGGCCGUGUUCAA
Tripterygium wilfordii is the source of this 793-nucleotide messenger RNA. RefSeq names its product 50S ribosomal protein L18. Gene Ontology annotation, biological process: translation. The transcript has 5 exons. Gene Ontology annotation, cellular component: ribosome. The record is from RefSeq and is a predicted model, not a curated record. Gene Ontology annotation, molecular function: 5S rRNA binding; structural constituent of ribosome. Bases 147 to 671 code for a protein of 174 amino acids. NCBI's taxonomy places the organism in Eukaryota, Viridiplantae, Streptophyta, Magnoliopsida, Celastrales, Celastraceae.